ACAGAUAGUGUAUAUUCUGCAUAACGUACAGCCGCAGGUUGGAAGGUUGAAGGGCAUCUCGCUCUAUCACCAACGGUUAUGUAGUUUCAAACUCGUCUGUGAAAUCAUUACGAUGGCAACGUGCUGGAUUGAGCUCCUGUGAAGCAGACGACACAGACUGCACUCCAGACUGAAGCUGUUGUCCCAGGUUUUGACAGAUGGUAGAGCAAAUGACUGGUAUGAGCCCUUUGAAAUAACAGGCAUUCAGACUGUCAACAGAUGUUGUUGAGGUUGUGGCAAUAGCGGCUUUACCCGGACGUGAAUACUGGCGAGUUCAGGCUGAAGCUCACAGCGACGUGUGUGGGGGACCUGGAUUUGUGAACUACAGAGAAGACAUCCUGUGAAAGGUAACCGACCUCGCGCGAUGCAUCGUUGUGAGCCACACCGCUGUCGAUGGUGUUGACGUAGUGUGACGUAGCGGCCAUGAUGGCGGACCCCUCACAUGGCUCCCCUCAACACAAGGCCUACAGUAACAUGAGGUUUGGUCCGGGCCACAGGCAGGGCCCUUUUCCAGCAUAUGACAUGAGAGUCGACGGCGGCACGGCUGUACGGAACACUGUCAAGAACAUGGUCAGCAAUCUAGAAAACGUCAUCACGAACCUACACGGUAUUGUGGGAGAUUUACGAGUGCUCGUCCACCAGAUUGAUGUUGUGACCAACAAGAUUGAUGGGAAGUACGGUGUUUACUGGGAGAAGUCCGGUUUGAACCACGUCAGUAAUACCCACGAGAAGGUAUCCAAGGCGAAGGACAUGGAUUCAUUUGGUGUGUGUAAAUGGAAAAUGUUGCGAGAAAAGUACGAUUCCACUGAAUUUUCUCCCGAUAUUGAUUGGUCGUAUUUAGGAUUGGGCGAGUGCAAUAAAAAGCCCGACACGAAAGGCGUAGUAGGCAGGAAACUUCAUUCCAAGAAACUCCGACGAGUCAAACAUAUGGACACAUCUGUGGACUCGUCGGGAGUGAGCACUGACUGUGACCUUGACAAUGACGACUUCCGGUUACAAUUUGGAAGUGAUUUAGGAUUGUUCAAAUCCCCGAAUGGAAAAUUUGAUCUCCAUGAUGAAAUAAAUUUUGAUUGUUUGGAAAUGGAUGGCCAUUCCAGUGACCUGGAUUGUGACGUGAAGGCAAGUGUGAAGUCGAGGAACAUCUCACUACCCGCGCCCGUGCCCCAGCACGCAUACUGCAGGGAUGUUACCGGUGGCUGCACAAAGGAAACUUACUGCGGAAUGUAUGAAUCACUCAUGGAAUCAAAAUUAGAAACGUUAUCCAAUUGUGACGCAAACAGUGAAUUUUCGGAGGAACUAGAAGACGAUUUACCGCCUGUAGUGGACGAUGUACCUUCUGUGAAGUCCUUAGACUUUGAGGCGGAGUACAACCGCCAUGUUAAUCCUUGGACAUCUUUCGGUUUGGUACACAUCGACUCCACACAAGAGUCUGAUGAAGUGCUGUCUGAAAGCGCAUCAGACAUUCUCAACGACAACUACAUAGAAACCAGCUAUAUCAAUCCUGGCUUUGAUGACGUUCAACCACUGGUGCAGCAGACUAUAUGUUAGCUAACGCCUAUGUUGUUUAGUCCAUGGAAUUAGGUUACUGUUGUUACUUUUAUGCGGAGGUUUUUUUGGUGCAAGUCAUUUAUUAAUACUCUUCAUAGUCCUUGAUCGUUUCACAAAUUUCUUCAUAUACAUGCAUUGGUAACUCUCGAAAGAAUGAUAUGACGAAUGGAGGCAAUGUAUGGACUCCUUGAAUAAAUCUUAACAGUUU
Messenger RNA from Haliotis rubra (blacklip abalone), 1795 nucleotides. RefSeq lists its product as uncharacterized. The record is from RefSeq and is a predicted model, not a curated record. Bases 463 to 1587 code for a protein of 374 amino acids. NCBI's taxonomy places the organism in Eukaryota, Metazoa, Mollusca, Gastropoda, Lepetellida, Haliotidae. The transcript has 4 exons.